CCUGUAAUGAGCAGAUCUGAGAGAGAGAGAGAGAGAGAGAGAGGGAGAGGGAGAGAGAGAGAGAUUCAAACACACCGACAGCUGAGAUAAACGAUAAGAAGCAGCGAUACAAGCAAAGCAGGCACGCACUCUCCCUGGAUACACAUCAGAACGGAAGGCUCUGAACCUGGAUUUAUCACUGAUGCGCAAACACUGGAUUGUGAUGUGGACCUGAAAGAGCGUGAGGAGAAAGCAAGCAAGAUAGAUAGACAGGGAGGGAGAGAGAGAGAGGGAGAGAGAGAGAGAGAGAGAGGGAGAGAGGGAAACAGAGACAGCAACCAUACAACGGAUUAAUAACGCUGGAUUGUCUGCUGUCCUGCUGAUCCAUCCAUCUCCUGUUACCUAAACGACAGCGUUCAUAGCAAGCAAUCACGCGCCUCCUGUUUUUUUUCUUCAUUCUUCUCUUUCUUUCAUCCCUUCAUCAGCAGCAUCAUCCGCAGCGUGAUGAUGUCGGGCGGGGGGUUUGGGUGCUGACGCUUGUACAACAAGACAGGAGCCUCCUCCUCCAUACACUCUUAGAAAAGAAGGUUCUUGGGUUUAUCCCCCUGGAGGAACCCUGAAAGCUGGCAUGUAGAACCUGACCAUACCAAGCAAGAAUCAUCCAAAGAACCCGAGAGGAACCCUUUUUUCUAAGAGUGUGUUAGAGUAGACUUGUGUAAAUGCUGCACAAGCGCUUCCUCCACCGAACAGGUUUCUAAAAAGGUGGAGCCUCGGGGAGCUGAAGAUCAGGGCCUGAGAAGCCCUGCACAUCCGAGUCGCUGUGCUCGUGUCGCCCGGCGCGUGAUGGCUGGCGUGGGCCUUCCGCUGUGUCCAUCUCCGAGACGCAGUCGCCGGAGACUGGCUCGGGAAUAAUAACCUCGUUCUCUGGGAGCAGGAUGGUGUGAGCAACAUCCCGUGUUAUUUUUUUCUUUCAGCCUCUUUUUUCAGUUUGAGUUGUUGUCACUUAGAGCAACGUCUGACUGACAGGGAUAUUUCCAGUUUAAGCAAAGUCUUCCACUCUUGUUUUCGUUCCCUUCCCCUCCCACCACCACCACCACCCAUCCCUUGAUCUUUUUUUUUUAUUUUCUUUUUCUUUUUCCGAGAUUUGUGGACUUUUGCCAAGCCCUAUUUCAUGCAUGUCCACUGGGGGCAGGUUCAACUUUGACGAUGGGGGGUCUUACUGUGGCGGGUGGGAUGAAGGCAAGGCCCACGGCCAUGGCAUCUGCACGGGGCCCAAAGGCCAGGGCGAGUACGCUGGGGCAUGGAGCCAUGGUUUCGAGGUCCUGGGUGUAUACACAUGGCCAAGUGGCAACACCUUCCAGGGCACGUGGGCGCAAGGCAAACGCCACGGCAUCGGCGUGGAGAACAAGGGCAAGUGGGUGUACAAGGGGGAGUGGACGCAUGGAUUUAAGGGGCGCUACGGAGUGCGGGAGAGCACCGGGGCCAGUGGCAAGUAUGAGGGCACGUGGAACAACGGGCUGCAGGAUGGAUAUGGAACUGAGACCUACUCAGAUGGAGGUACAUACCAGGGCCAGUGGGUGGGCGGUAUGCGGCAUGGCUAUGGCAUCCGUCAGAGCGUCCCGUACGGCAUGGCAGCCGUGAUCCGCUCUCCACUGCGCACGUCCAUUAACUCUCUGCGCUCGGAGCACAGUAAUGGCACGGCGGGGACGCCAGGCACGGGAGGAGGCAUCAGCCCGGCAGCGUCGCGUGGUGGCUUUGUCCUGACAGCUCACAGCGAGGCGGAGCUUCUGAAGGCCAAAAAGAAAGGCCUGUUCUUCCGGCGCUCACUGCUCAGCGGCCUACGUCUGCGCAAGUCUGAGUCAAAGAGCUCGCUGGCCAGCCAACGCAGCAAGCAGAGUUCAUUCCGGAGUGAGGCGGCCAUGAGUACAGUGAGCUCUGCCGCCUCAGACGUCAACUCCACCAUCAGCCUGGGCGAGGCCGAGGGGGAGCUCCUGCCUACCAGCACCAACACCAACGAUGACGCCAACGAAGAUGAUGGCGUGGACGCUACGGCCACCGAGAGCUACGCGGGCGAGUGGAGGAACGACAAGCGUGCUGGCUGUGGCGUGAGUCGACGCUCUGACGGUCUCUGUUACCAAGGCGAGUGGUUGAGCAACAAGCGUCAUGGCUAUGGCUGCACCACCUUUCCUGACGGCACCAAGGAGGAGGGAAAGUACAAACAUAAUGCGCUGGUCAGCGGCAAACGCAAGAAUCUGAUCCCGCUACGUGCUAGCAAGAUCCGUGAGAAGGUGGACCGUGCCAUCGAAGGUGCAGAGAAGGCAGCUGAAAUUGCAAAGCAGAAAGCAGAGAUCGCUUCGUCCAGGACGGCCCAUGCGAGGGGGAAGGCGGAGGCAGCCACGAUGGCAGCACAGAAAGCGCAGGAGGAGUGCAGACUGGCCAGAAUCGCAGCGAAAGAGUUCUCACCUUCGUUUCAGCAUCGAGGAAACGGAGUGGAGUGUGAGAGGCCGAAGCCACAGCCCUCGAGUGAUAACGACGUAGAGAUGAUGUCUAGCGAGACUCCGGACAGCACUGAGCUCUACAUGAAGGGCUCGACUCCUCCAGAGCUCACUCCCGAUGCCAGCCCAGGUCCGAGUCCCACCUCCAAACCUCGGGCCCGCCCCAAAAACGCCCGCUUCUUGCGUCAGAGUGCGGUGGACGACGAGAGGGGUGGAGCCUCAGAAAUUCAGGUUCUGGUGGAGGGCCGAAGCCACGGGAGGCCGAGUGCCGGGAGCGGAUUAGGAGAGGAAUACCUGAGAACGGCCAACACCAACGGACACCGGCACUCCUCAUCCAAUCACAAGGCCUCGUCACGGGAGCACGGCUCGUCCAAUCACAAACCGUCCUCACGGGAGAAGUGGGCGGAGUGGACUUCGCACCGGACGCAGACGCGACUGCUUGAGCAGGACGAGGAGAAGCUGAGCAACUACGAGAUGGAGAUGAAGCCGUUGCAGCCCAUGGACUCCAACUCCCAGAAGCCCUAUGGGCAAGGGGAGGAGCGCCACCGGGGCAAGAACCGGGGCAAAAACCGGGACAGGGAGAGAGACAGGGAGAGAGACAGGGACAGAGAGAAGGAGAGAGACAGAGAGAGAGAGGACGCGACACGGCCCGGUGUGGAGUCGGUGCAAAAGCUGGACAGUCUACGUGUAGGAGAGAAACUGGAGGCUCGGCCUCUGCGCAGGGACCUCAUGCUCUCGCCCCCGCAAAAAUCCUCACCCAUUGCACUAGAACACGACAACGAGAAACACACACAGCUCAAAGCCAACUCGGGCUCCAGCUCUAUUCUGGUUGUCAUGGUGAUUUUGCUCAACAUCGGAGUUGCCAUUCUGUUUAUUCACUUUUUUAUUUAAUACUCUUGUCAUUUCCUUUAUUCCCUCUUUAUUUAUCUUCUUCAUGAUUUGGUUCUGAGUGUUUAUCGGCUCAGGCUACGUCUGAUCUGAUUAAAGGAAGAGUGAAUCAUGAGGACAAAGGAAGGAACGAAAGAAGAAAGGAAGGAAGGAAGGAAAAAGGAAGGAAGGAAGGAAGGACACACAAAAAUGAAUUUACAGUCAACUCGGGGCUCAACAUGUUUUUCUCUCCAUUUCUCCAAAGAGCUCUUGUUUUUCUUGGCUUUUUUUCUUUAGUAUUAAUGUUUUAAGAUUCCUCAUCACUACACUAGUUUUUUAAACUGCCUUUUUGGCGUUCUUGACUUUUCCAUAGCUUUUUCUUUGUUGUUGUUGCUUUUUUUUUGGCUACUGGAUUCAAAUAAAUGGUGGUGGUGCUGCUGUGAGACAUGGAGGUUGUGUGUGAAAUGCGUGAGCUGGCAGGUGAAGUGUUGUGAUGAUGUCACUGGAUGUCUGAACCCACCGGCCCUCCGUCCCAUCAACCCAUCACCCCCAUCGCCCCAUCACCCCCAUCCCUCCCAUCAGUCCCAUGGACCCCAUCACCACCAUCACUCCAUCAGUCCCAUCCAAUCGCCUCCAUCACCCCAUCAGUCCCAUCACUGCCAUCACUCCAUCACUCCCAUCCAAUCGCCCCCAUCACCCCAUCACUCCCAUCAGUCCCAUCCAAUCGCCCCCAUCAGUCCCAUCGCUCCCAUCACCCCAUCAAUCCCAUCUAAUCGCUCCCAUCACCCCAUCACUCUCAUCAGUCCUGUCACUCCCAUCAGUCCCAUCACUCCAUCACUCCCAUCCAAUCGCUCCCAUCACUCCAUCACCCCAUCACCCCCAUCCAAUCACCCCCAUCACUCCCAUCACCCCCAUUGCAUCACCCCUAUCACUCCAUCACUCCUAUAACCCCCAUCUUCCCCAUCACCCCCAUCACUCCCAUCACCCCCAUCCAAUAACCCCCAUCACCCCUAUUACUCCCAUGACCCCCAUCGAUCCCAUCACCUCCAUCACUCUAUUCCUCCAUCUACUUCAUCUCAUUCUCAUUCCUGGUCAGGAAGAGCCGUGUCAGUAACUUUAGAAUCAGGACAGGUUCUGUUCUGGAGAGCACAAAACAACAAUUCACACAUUUUCACAACAUGUUCAGGCACAAAAUCAAGCUGAAAGCCGAAACAGUUUACACUCAUUUUCUGUCAGCAUCAGAGACAAAGCGCUCAGAUUAACAUGGAGGUCCAAUUAGCUGUUGCUUUAAAAAAAUAAUCCAGGAUUUUACACUCUAAUAAAUAUCAGCUGGGUUUAAACAGAGUCAGUUUGGACCACCUCAUCUAAGAGAGUGUUUUUAAGGUUUAAAAUAUUUCAUGACAGUUCCAAACCUUUACUGUGAAAUUCCACAUAAUACACACAAAAUAGCCGAUUAAUACACAAAUCCAUUAACAUGUUUUAAACUCUGAAAUUCUUCUACUGUGUAAUGAUUCAUACAAUGACAACGACAAUGUAAAACCAACAGUGGUUUCAUCGCUGGUUAAAAAAUUGACCAAUCAGGACGCUCUGGUAGUUUAUCAUGGAAAAACUCAUUUACCACGUGUGCAUCUACACAGAAAUGGAUGUUUAUUAACCCUACACAUUCUGAGCAUGGCUAAGCUCAUUUGCAUAAUGAAAUGCCCCCAAAUCACCAUAUAUGGUCAACACUUUCUAAAGUGGCCCAAAAAACAACUUGUUUCUCUAAAUAUAUAAUUAUAAUUAUAUUACAGAUAUAUAUUUAUAUUAUAGAUUUUCUGCCUAUGUGUACAUUCUAUUUACAUUUAUAAAACCUUCACUGGAGUGAAAAUCCCACACUUUUUAGCCAUCAGUCAGCUAAUUCUCACUGAAUGUCAGUUUACCUGUCAUUUCACCUUCCCAGCACUAGGGGGGGUCUGCAUGCUGGGUCAGGGAUGUGCGUAAAUAUAACGGUCAUGUACUUGUAGAGAAGUGCGUACACACGCUUAAAUAAACCAGACUGUUUUUAUACAGUACAGAGUCAUUUCUAGCGCUUUUACUAGCAAGUUUAUUUUAAAAUAGUUUCAGCAGAACUGUCAUCAAGAUAUUUUAUUUCCUUCAAAGUUUAAACCAGCUGUCUGACCAUUUUAUUUCCUCAUCUUCCCCGGAAUAUAAAUCCAAAUUUUAACCUAACCAUUUGGGCUUUUAAUUUGGGCUACAUUUCAUUCUUACACCACAUCAUUAUCAAUUCUAUAUUAUAUUCCUGAGAGUAGACUCAUAUUCACACAUUUCAUCCAAUGUUUUUGGUUUAAAAACCGUCCGAAUGUUGGAAGAGGGCUAACACACGAAGCUAUUAAAUCCCGACAGGGUGCCAUUAAUUAUGGAGGAACAUCAGCACCCACUCACUCCACCGCACAAACCCACCUGAGGAAGCUGCUGAGGUCCACCUGAGUGUCAGAGACUGUUAACGUUUUUGUUUUUUCCUUCAAAAAAAAAAAAACUGCUGCUUUCAAAAUAAAUAUUUAUUGAAAAAUUAUUUAAAGAAAAAAAAAAAAGAUUUUUUAGCUAUUUGCAAGAUGUCUGGAAAAAAUGCCGACUGCCUUGUUUUUUUUAAAGAGACCAAUCUGCAUGCUGAUGUAUGGUUUAGUUUUGUAAAGCUACCUUCUGAGACAAAUACGGAUAUAAAAGUCUUCUAGUUUUGGAAGCAGUACACGGUUGCUUAUUAUUUUUAUUUAUGAAUUUAUUUGUGUACAUUUUUUUUUUCUUAAACCCUAACAAAACUGUUGAAUCUACCCCGGCACUGCAGUGACGUCUUUCCAAAAAAAACAACAAAAAAACAAACAAAAAAAAACUAUCUUUCAGAAGGCACCAGAGAUGAACUCCUCAUCCAACCAAAAGGGAAUAACUCGAAGAGAUGCGACCACUUUAUUUUUUUUUCUAUCCAGCUCACUGAACUCAAAGACUCUGAGCUGUGUGUGGUUUUUUUUAUAGCAUGUGUGUGUAUGGGGCCUGUAUCUCCCGCCUGAGUCACUGAUCGCUCACAGUCUGUGCUCUCUCCCUUUAUCUCUCUUUUCCUCUCUUCUCCCACCACAACAAUUUUCAAAAAGAAAAGAAAAAUUGUGAAAAUGGUAAUGGAAAGGAACGGAAGAAAAAGAAGAAGAAAAAAAAGGAGGCCAAACCAGUAGAGUUCCAGUGCUGGGUUUAACGUGCCCUCGUCCACCGGCGGGACUUCGGUAAUAGCACUUUAUUACUGUCCUUAAGUAUUAUUCUGUCAGAUUUAUACUUUCAUUAAGUGAAAAAUACUAGUUUAGACCUGAUCACUAAUCUCUUCUCUUUGGAGCAUUUUAUGUACAUUUUAUUUCAACAUCAACAUGAAAAAUAAACAAUACUGCCAAUC
Messenger RNA from Hemibagrus wyckioides, 6753 nucleotides. It is a transcript of the gene jph3b, whose product is annotated as junctophilin 3b. Gene Ontology annotation, cellular component: endoplasmic reticulum membrane; plasma membrane; junctional membrane complex. The transcript is spliced from 5 exons. Gene Ontology annotation, biological process: regulation of synaptic plasticity. NCBI's taxonomy places the organism in Eukaryota, Metazoa, Chordata, Actinopteri, Siluriformes, Bagridae. The record is from RefSeq and is a predicted model, not a curated record. Bases 1155 to 3365 code for a protein of 736 amino acids.